AUGCGGGAGCUGCGGCAUGAGAACAGUGACACCUUCCUGGGCUUCUCUGUGGCCCCUGGGGUCAGUGCUCUUGUGUUGGAGCACUGUGCCCGGGGAAGCCUGGAGGACGUGCUGCGGAAUGAGGCUCUGCGGCUGGACUGGACUUUCAAGGCCUCCCUGGUGCUGGAUAUGAUCCGUGGGGUGUGGUAUCUGCACCAUCGGCAUUUCCCUCAUGGCUGCCUCAAGUCCCGAAACUGGGUGGCUGGACGCUUUGUGCUGAAGGUCACUGACCAUGGUUAUGCAGAGCUCCUGGACGCUCAGCAGGCUCCCCGCCCCCGGCCAGCCCCGGAAGAGCUGCUGUGGACAGCUCCGGAGCUGCUGCGGGGGCCCGGGGAACCCAGGUGGGGCACCCUCAAAGGAGACACCUUCAGCAUCGGCAUCAUCCUGCAGGAGGUGCUGACUUGGGGCCCGCCCUAUAGUUCCCCAGGACUCUCAGCAGAAGAAAUCAUCAGGAAGGUGGUGUCUCCCCCUCCGCUGUGCCGACCACUGGUGUCUCCUGACCACGGGCCACCUGAGUGCAUCCAGCUGAUGGAGCAGUGCUGAGAGGAGGCUCCGGAGGACAGACCCAACCUGGACCAGAUCUAUACCCAGUUCAAAAGCAUCAACCAAGGCAAGAAGACCAGUGUUGCUGACUCUAUGCUGCGGAUGCUGGAGAAGUAUUCCCAGAACCUGGAAGACCUGAUCCAGGAGUGGACUGAGGAGCUGGGGCUGGAGAGACAGAAGACGGAAAGGUUGCUCUCUCAGAUGCUCCUGCCGUCUGUGGCUGAAGCUCUGAAAAUGCGGGCAACUGUGGAGCCAGAGUACUUUGACCAGGUUACCAUAUACUUCAGUGACACUGUAGGCUUUACCACCAUCUCAGCCCUGAGUGAGCCCAUUGAGGUGGUGGGCUUGCUCAAUGACCUUUACACACUGUUUGAUGCUGUUCCGGGCAACCAUGACGUGUAUAAGGUGGAGACCAUCGGGGAUGCCUAAAUGGUGGCAGCGGGGCUGCCCCGGCGCAACAGGAGCCAGCAUGCAGCUGAGAUCACCAACAUGGCCUUGGACAUGCUCAGAUCUGUGGGCGACUUCCGGAUGAGGCAUGCGCCCACUGUGCCCGUUCGCAUCAGGGCUGGCCUCCAUUCAGGGCCCUGCAUGGCGGGGGUUGUGGGUCUUACCGUGCCUCAGUACUGCCUCUUUGGGGACACAGUUAACACCGCAUCCCGGAUGGAGUCUACAGGGAUACCGUACAGAAUUCAUGUCUGCAUAAGCACCGCCCAGACACUGCUCGGCCUGGAUGAAGGCUACAGAAUUGUUAUCAGAGGCCAGACUGAGCUAAAGGGGAGGGGCUUCAAGGAGACCUACUGGCUGGUGGGGAAGGCGGGCUUCCCCAGACCCCUCCCCACACCUCUGGACAUCAAACCCUGG
Messenger RNA from Physeter macrocephalus (sperm whale), 1443 nucleotides. RefSeq names its product guanylate cyclase D-like. Gene Ontology annotation, biological process: protein phosphorylation; cGMP biosynthetic process; intracellular signal transduction. The record is from RefSeq and is a predicted model, not a curated record. Gene Ontology annotation, cellular component: plasma membrane. NCBI's taxonomy places the organism in Eukaryota, Metazoa, Chordata, Mammalia, Artiodactyla, Physeteridae. Gene Ontology annotation, molecular function: protein kinase activity; peptide receptor activity; ATP binding.